UUUUCGAAAAAAAAACUUAAUUUAAUUGCCCAAAAAAAACUUUAAAAUCAUGAGCUUCAUCGAAAUUAAUGGAUUCAAUAUUUGCUAUGAAAAAUUUGGCCAUGGUCCUAAUGCCGUUCUAAUCAUUCCCGGUGCAAUCGGUAGAGCUAGCUGUGAUUUUGAUCUUCAAUUUGAUAUUGAUCAUCCAGCCUGUUUUGAUUUUGAUCGUUUUACAUUCAUUUGUGUGGAAUUAAUUGGCUGGGGUCGUUCUUGUCCACCGGAACGUCCAUAUGGACCAACAUUACUACACGAUGAUGCUGAUCGAUGUGAUCAAAUGAUGACGAAACUUGGUUACAAUCAAUAUUCGAUUUUUGGCUGGUGUGAAGGUACCAAAGUGGCGGUGAUUAUGGCUCAAAAAUUCAUUGACAGAGUACAGAAUCUUAUUCUACAAGCACCAUAUAUUUAUCAUGAUGAUAAAAUGACCGAAAAACUUAGACUGAUGCGUGAUUUUUCCAAUUGGGAUGCAAGGCUACGUAGACAAUAUAAAAUUAUUUAUAAUAAUAAUGUUGAUCGUGCUGAAAAUCUUUGGCAAACUUAUGUUGAUUUUAUGAUUGAAAAAUAUAAUGAUAUCUAUCCAAAUGGUUUGCUUGGUUCAAAAUCGGAUGGUUUGUGCAAUAUCCAUUGUCCAACAUUGAUUUUUAUUGGUGAUCGAGAUUUUUUCUUUACCGUUGAACAAUGUGAAAAUUUAGCCAGUGAAUUUGGUGAUGGAAAGUUGAUUGUUUAUGAAAAUUGUGGCCACUUUCUGCAAAGACGUGAAGCGAUAAAAUUUAAAAAAAAUUUGGAAAAUUUUUUUGCUAAAUAAAAACUAAUAGAUUUAUUGAAAAAUUGUUGUU
Dermatophagoides farinae (American house dust mite) is the source of this 872-nucleotide messenger RNA. RefSeq names its product serine hydrolase BPHL. Gene Ontology annotation, molecular function: serine hydrolase activity. NCBI's taxonomy places the organism in Eukaryota, Metazoa, Arthropoda, Arachnida, Sarcoptiformes, Pyroglyphidae. The record is from RefSeq and is a predicted model, not a curated record.